CAACGUGGUUGUCAAACAGGAGGCCAGCCUCACUCAUCGCGGGGCUUAUGUUAGGCCUAAAUCAAAAUCGGUGUUUUCGUUUAGAGAUAGGACCAAUUUGACAAAGAUGGACUGGAAACCGUUCCUGUACGGAGGUUUUGCCUCAAUGUCAGCAGAAUUAGCAACCUUCCCAAUUGAUACCACAAAGACAAGGCUACAGGUUCAGGGGCAGGUAAUCAAUACAUCACUUUCUGAGUUACGUUAUCGUGGUAUGCUUCAUGCAAUGUACAAAAUUAGCAAAGAAGAAGGCAUAAGAAGUUUAUAUAAUGGACUAGCUCCAGCACUACUACGUCAAGCUACUUAUGGAACAAUAAAAAUAGGACUUUACCAUGGCAUUAAGGGUAUGCUUGUACAGAAUCCCGAAGAAGAGACAUUGCUAUAUAAUAUGGUUGCUGGUAUUGGUGCAGGAGCAAUAUCGUCAUCGCUGUGCAAUCCAACAGAUGUCUUGAAAGUUCGGCUGCAAGCAAAUACCCAGGGAACAAUAGAUGUACAGAAGGGAAUGUUAUCAAUGUUUGCUGAUAUUUAUCGUAAAGAAGGGCUCAGAGGGCUUUAUAGGGGAGUUGGACCAACUGCUCAGAGAGCAUCUGUCAUAGCAGGGGUUGAGCUUCCAGUUUAUGACUGGUCCAAAAAAAAGAUAAUCGACCUUGGCUUACUUGGAGAUAACGCAUGGAAUCAUUUUACAGCAAGUAUAGUGGCUGGUUUGGCAGGAGCUAUAGCUUCAAACCCAAUUGACGUUGUGAAGACUAGAAUGAUGAACCAGAGAAAACUGAAAAGUGGAAGCCAGUCCAGCUCAAAUGGAGUUAUAUAUAAAAAUUCAUUAGAUUGUUUUGUACGGACUGCAAAGACAGAGGGUUUUAUGGCUCUAUAUAAAGGAUUUAUACCAACAUUUGUACGCUUAUGUCCAUGGAAUAUUGUCUUUUUCAUGUCAUUCGAGCAAUACAAAAAGCUUGGUGCUAAUCUACUGAUCUGAAUCCAGGUUGUUGCGUCACAUAAGCCCAAAACUGUCACCAAGAUCGCAGUGGCUAGAUUGGUAGCCUGUAUCCGAAGUAGCUUUUCUUUAUGAAUAUCAAGCAGCAUUCCAUUAUAAAGGAUUAUUACUGCAGGCAAAGACAGAUUUAUGGCAGCCCGGAACAGCAUACGUUUUAGAAAUAAAUUUCUUAUUUGUGAUCCCUUUGAGGUUUUAUCAAUGCAAUGUUAUUUAUUUUUUUGAAAGCAUGGUUUAAAUGUGUAUCGUCAGUGAUUUUUGUGAUUCGUAAAACGAAUUUGUUUUUUAGCUAUUGUUUAUAUUUGAAGAAAACAUCGGCUAUAUUUGUUUGUUUAGUUCUUUUACUCGUACAAUCGUUUUUCUGUGCAGAAUAGCUCUUAAACAUAGAUUCAAUGCAGAAUAUACAAGCUUACAGUCGAGAGCUAUUGAGCAAACACAUUUGAAUUUAUCAAAUACCGUGUUUUCGAGAUUCUGAUAUCUCUUAUCGGUAUAGUUAACGCGUGUCUAACGAAGUAACUUUAAGCGCAGUUGAAAAUUUUGUCUCAGAGGUACUCUCUUAGUUAUCUUGUAAAUGUUAAUUAUCUAGAAUAGAAAUUGUUAGAGGAAUUAUUAUGAAUGAGUUUUCAAAAAAAUGGAUUUUUCUACGAAAAUCUUCUUUUAAACAAAUCGAGGCUCAUUUUACAGGGUUACAGGGAAAAAGUAGUUUGUAUUUUCUAAUGUAUAACUGGUGCCAAGAUAUCAUCGAGAAUUGUUGGGAAUGGGUGAAAUGCGAUGAGCCCCAGAGCCCAUGUACAUUUGAAUAGCUUUA
This is a messenger RNA of Rhopilema esculentum, 1832 nucleotides long. Its product is annotated as kidney mitochondrial carrier protein 1. The record is from RefSeq and is a predicted model, not a curated record. Gene Ontology annotation, biological process: transmembrane transport. Lineage: Eukaryota; Metazoa; Cnidaria; Scyphozoa; Rhizostomeae; Rhizostomatidae.